This is a messenger RNA of Vigna angularis (adzuki bean), 1382 nucleotides long. RefSeq lists its product as uncharacterized. NCBI's taxonomy places the organism in Eukaryota, Viridiplantae, Streptophyta, Magnoliopsida, Fabales, Fabaceae. Bases 429 to 1061 code for a protein of 210 amino acids. The record is from RefSeq and is a predicted model, not a curated record. The transcript is spliced from 7 exons.
GAUAGUUUCAUAAUAGAGCAAAUCUGGAAAACAAGGAUUGUGGAGUUCUGUGACAGAGGGUAAUCUCCUAGACGGUGAAGCCAGUGGGGUUUGUAAUUUCCUCACACUUUUUUCUUCCUUACUUCUUGCCUUUCACAUUUUUCUUAGGUGAUUUAUGUACUUUCCUGCCAAACAUGCCUUAGACUGUAUGUUUUUUUUUUCUUAGGUGAUUUAAUCAUUCUUGCAUGUCCCUGAGUUGAUUCCCGAACACUAUAGUCAACAAUUUUUAGUUUUUGUUCUUUUUCUUUGGUGCUUUAUAUGACAAUUGAAUUCUUUGGCUAAGUAAGAACGGUGUAACAAUUUUGUUAUCUGGUAGGUUUAGUGUAUUAUUUUGCAGUGAAAAGACCAAGUUGAGACCUUUAGGUUUUCGUAGUGCUGAGAUUUAAACUAUGAAUGGUUGUGGGGGUGAGAGCGGGAAAAGUGAAACAAGUGAAGGCUAUGCCAAUAACUCAGUGACUUUCGGAGAUGUGAUAUUUAUCAAGCUUCGCCGUAGCUCAUGGUGGCCUGCGCAGGUAGUUGAUGAAAAUAGUGUUAACAAGAGUGUUAAGCCAAGCAAACGGAGCAAGCGAUCACCCACUGACAUCCUUGUUAGGCAUUAUGGAAGUUACAUAUACUCAUAUGUAGAUCCUAUUAAAUGCCGUGCUGAGUUUAAGAAGAUAAUUGAGCAUAACGAUGGUUCUCUCAGGAAAAUACUUUUGCAAACUCUUGAACAGGACCUUCCUAGCACGAAAUCUGGUAGGUCAAAGCGGUCUUCAUUAAAGCCUAAAGGAUCAUCGAGCAAAGAUUCUGCAGGCAAGAAAAAAUCCAAUGGACAAGAUGAGGAGCAGAACAAAAUUAAGCACAAAAAGCAAAAAGAUAUGUCAAACGAUGAUAACGCUGGCCAAAGUCAUGAAACAAGCUCCUUAGGAAAGUCCCCAGAGUUGAGUUCCAGGAGAAUUAGAGUGAUGGAAAACCUUGGUCUUAUUGCUCCAGCUGGGUCACCAUUCCAAAAAGGUGCUCAUAAAGAUAACCAAGCCUCGUGAAUAUGGAUAUGAAGGAGUUGGUGUAGAGAACAGCAUGCAAAAACAUCCUCUUCUAACAUCACAUGUUCGUUUAAUUAGUUUAGGAUAAUCUUAGUCAAAAGCGGAACAUUAUCAUGCAUGCAAACUUUUGGCAACAGUUGUGUUAGGUGGUGUGAUUCUUUGUGGUGAAAGAAUCUAGGGAAUGGUUCUUGCAUCUUACUUUUAACUCUCUUUUUUCAACUAUGGAGAACUCUAUGUGUGUUUGUUUUAACCAUUGUAAUUUUUGAAAUAUGUGUGAUCAUAACUAAGAUAUUUCAUUUAAGUAAAAUAUUUGUUGACUAU